AACAGGAGUGGCAUGAGGAGGAGGAGACAGAGAAAUUCGGGCACAUGAUGAGGAUGAGAGUGACUCAACAUUCAGGUGCGGCGCCCUCAGAUGGGCGGAUCUGAUCUCUGCGGCCGCUGGGACUGUCCGAACUUCCCCUAACACUGGAUUCCCGGAUCCCGGUACUGCCUGCAGGACUAACCCGACACUAACCGACCACCCAAGCAGGAACUUGUGCCAAGUCUUCCGUAUUUUCCCCAGCUCGGAAUAUAUGGUCUAAAGUGUUUUCGGUGAGCUUUUCUUCAGCUCUGAGUUUGAUCUUAUUAUCUUAGAGCAUCUGCGGCUAGUUAAGUAGCUAGCCUAGCUGCAUUUCAAAACAACUGAGUAAAUUACAGCAGAGGAGUUGCUGAGUUGAGGAAUGGACACAAGUUUGAUUAAGUGGUUAAAGGAGACGGAACUUAAGAAGCAGAACAUGGCGAGAGUUCAACUUGAGGUUGGGUAUUAUUGCAUGUUUUUACAGGAUUAGGGCUUAAAGGGGGCCGACAGGGACUUCUCACUUCCGGCUUGAACCUGCAUUCCUACAGUGUCUUGGAGUAAUCCUUGAAAACGAGGGAAGCUACCAGCCCAUGCAUGCAUUGGUUAAACAAGCAGAAUGGAAUUGUUAUGACGGAGAUGCCAUCUACAUAUCUGGGAAAUCAAGAUUUGGAGACAAAACAACUUGGAUCUCAAACAAAUUGCCCUUUUUUCUGGGUAAUUUGGUUCCUGACGCACUCAUAUCUCAGCAUUUGAGCACCAUCAGCGAUUAAAGAACUGCUCACUUGUAAUCUGAGUCAUUUGAUACUUAACCACAACAAUGUGGUGAUGUGUUUGCACUUGAAGGCGAGGCGACGAAAAGUAAAUUUCACAUAGAUUUUAAGCAAUGGAAAUAUUACUUUGAAAUUUAAAGAGUGUUUUAAGAUGAACUAAGAAUACUGCACGGAGAGUGCAAACGUGUUACGGGCAAUGCAGAAUCACUAAUUCAUAAAUGGGAAUGAACUGAAAUCAAACUGAUGCAUCAUUUCACGCUUGAAUUCUGAGGAAAACUGAUGAUCACACCAUGCUUGUAGUAUUUCACCCAAAACUAUCUACCCUAAACCUCCUGGUACUUUAAGACACAGGAAAGGGAUAUAAAGGACUUGAAAGCUGCUGAACUUGUUUCAUGAGGACACAUUUUGAACAGAAGAAUGGCUGGAAAAGACUACCAUCACCUCUUCAAGCUGCUCAUCAUUGGUGACUCCAAUGUAGGGAAAAGCAGUUUGCUCCUUCGAUUCGCAGACAACUCAUUCUCUGGAAGUUACAUAACCACUAUUGGAGUUGACUUCAAGAUCCGCACAGUGGAGAUUGACGGAGAAAGAGUUAAACUCCAGAUCUGGGACACUGCAGGGCAGGAAAGGUUCAGAACCAUCACCUCGACGUAUUACAGAAACACUCAUGGUGUAAUCAUUGUUUACGAUGUCACAAACCCUGAAUCGUUUGUCAACGUGAAAAGAUGGUUAAACGAAAUCUCACAGAACUGUGACAACGUCUCCAAAAUUUUAGUGGGAAACAAGAAUGAUGAUCCUUCUAAAAAACUGGUAGACACCCAAGAUGCUCAGCGCUUUGGAGAGUCAGUCGGUGUGAGGUUGUUUGAGACGAGCGCUAAAGAGAAUAUCAACGUAGAAGAGAUGUUCAUGGCUUUCACCCACAUGGUCCUUCGGGCCAAAAAACAGAGCCAGAGUCGAGCAGAAAGAGAGAGAGAGAGAGAAAAGGAUACUGUCCAUAUUAAUUCCCACAGGGAUAGAGAGAGGAGGAAGAAAGGGAAGAAAUGCUGUUAGAAGCAGAGGUGUUGGAAGGUAUGGAAAGGAGGACAAAUCGAACACCUUUGCAAAUUGAACACCUUUGCAACUUCGCUCCUUUGCAUCAACUUAGCGGAUCAGAAAUGUGACUUUUUUUUAUGUUAACACUGCGCUUAGAUGAAGCCAAGAGGAAUAAAAAUAAUUCACUAUUAUGUGCCGAACAUCAGCGUUUGUUUACACAGAUGUUUAUCAAUGUAAUGUUUUGUUUUUUUGUUUGUUUGUUUUCUUUUUACAAAAUGGGAAAUGACUGGCAUGUUUUUACACUGGUAUCAAAAGCCUGGUCCAGGAAAGACACUAUUCACAAACUGUCUAAUGUGUUCCACUAUAAUUAGUGAGAGAUGUUUCGUGUUGAAUUAAAAUUGACCUGGUAUAUGUCAUUAAUGUAUGCAAAUAAUAAAUUAGCAAUAAAUCUGAUUUUAAAAAUCACAAA
Molecule: messenger RNA, 2283 nt
Organism: Ctenopharyngodon idella (grass carp)
Lineage: Eukaryota; Metazoa; Chordata; Actinopteri; Cypriniformes; Xenocyprididae
Product: ras-related protein Rab-35
Exons: 7
Coding region: 1203-1832 (209 amino acids)
Biological process (GO): endocytic recycling
Cellular component (GO): plasma membrane; endosome membrane
Molecular function (GO): GTPase activity; GTP binding
Source: RefSeq, a predicted model, not a curated record